Diabrotica virgifera virgifera (western corn rootworm) is the source of this 3897-nucleotide messenger RNA. Its product is annotated as myrosinase 1-like. Gene Ontology annotation, biological process: carbohydrate metabolic process. The record is from RefSeq and is a predicted model, not a curated record. Lineage: Eukaryota; Metazoa; Arthropoda; Insecta; Coleoptera; Chrysomelidae. Bases 1833 to 2417 code for a protein of 194 amino acids. The transcript has 2 exons. Gene Ontology annotation, molecular function: beta-glucosidase activity.
GCGUCGUUGGUUUCUAGGCCGAGCUUUCGACGUCCUCUCUGACGUCAUCUUCAGGGCUUCCGGGGUCUCAGUCUCCUGAGGCUCCAGACACUACACUCACUACUCACUACUUCACUACUCACUGCAAUACUGUUGUUGCUGACGCUGGGGCGGUCCCCAUUAAUAUUCUUGAACUCCUAAGUGGAGCAUAGAGCUCCAGUGAAAACGCGCCAUCGGGUUCUAUUUUGCGCUAGGGCCUUCACCUUAUUCCGAGACUUUCCUUGACUUCUUAUCUCGUCCAUGAUGGAUCUUCUCCAAGUUUGUGCUGGGCGACCUCUUUUUCUUUUUCCUUGGGGAUUCCACUCUAGGGCAGUUUUUGCUAUACUGGAACUAUCUUUUCGGAGUGUGUGACCUAUCCACCCCCACUUUCUGAUUUUAGUUAUUUUUAGUAAAAUGAUUUUCACCCCCGAGAAAGGAUGGUAUCCACCCUCAAGGUAAAGGCGCAAGGUGGCAUCAUGUCACCUUUGUUUCUUGAGGUAUUGUCUAACUACUCACCGAUUUUCGUGAAAAUCGGUGAAGGUUCACCAAAAUUUAAGGUAAUGGUUGAUUUUUACCUUCAGUGACUGCACUGUACAAAAAUAAUUGCAAUUUAAUGAUCUAAAUGCGCGUAUUUUGGAAGCCCAUAAAUUAUUAAACGAUAUGUAGUCGCCAAAUAAUUAAUUUAAUUCGAUAUGUAGUUUUAAGUACAAUUCUCUCUUAAGCCGGGACGAUGGGGUGGUUUUCUUGCGAAGGGGUUGCAGCUCAAUAAUCAAAAUGCACGUGAUUUAACAGUUUAUUCUUAGAAUAUAAUAUAAGCUAUACGAAUUAUAUCCGCGAUACGAUAUAUUUUAAAUUUUCUCAGCAUUUUUCUCUUAAGUUAAAUCAAUUAAAGGGUUGUUUGGGGGUGAAGGGAAUGAGCUCAAAAAUCUAAACUAUAUCACUUCGAGAGCUCAUAAAUAGCUCGUAAUUCUGCCGCAAAGAUCGACUCAAUAUCCCUAUUUUUAAGGUAGUGGGUAGGGACUGACUCAGCCCCACUAAAAUGUUAAAUUCCUGCUCAGUGUAACGAGCUCAAAAUUUUUAAUUUGCGGAAUAUGAAAGCUCAUAAAUCAGCAUUAUUUGUUUUUUAAUUUUUGCAAGUAGGGGGCGGGGGGCAGCUCAACCCGGGUUCUAUUGUGCUGUUCACUGUUGUGUUGUGACAGCGGUUCUCCUUGUUUUAAGCGACUGCUGAUUUCAAUCGAUUCUAACAGUUUGUUAACCGUCCGUACCCUCAAUCUACAUCUAUUUACACAUAUCGAGCUGGAUAAGAUUUUUGGAACUGAAAGCUCUGACAUUGUAUUCCACAUAUGAUUCCUUUUAAUGCUGUCGUACGCUUGUCGGUAAUAGGUAUAUGAAAAUAUUCUGGAUAGUAGUAUUUAAUUCCCAUUAUUUUUCUAGAAGCUACCUUAGAGUGAAAAUCUGAUCUAUGGUCGAUCUAUUUUUUCUGAAUCAGGGCCCGGAUUACGUACACUCGAUACGCAUCGUAUCCGCCAUGUUUUCCCAUAAGGCGCUACAGUAAAACAUGGCGGAUACGAUGCGUAUCGAGUGUACGUAAUCCGGGCCCAGGUUUGGUAUUCUCCUGAAAUUUUCUAUACAGAAGGUGUUAGCCUAUUUAAUCCUAUGAUUACAGCACUCGUUUUUAUGGCCCUUUUGAUGGAAUAAUUAUACUUUGAUGCCAUUUUGUUGGUAUUUUUUUUAUUGGUUUUUGCUUAUUAUGUUGUAAAUAAUAAAUGUAUCCAUAACUUUGUACUAAUUUCUCUAGAAGAAUCUAUUCUGCGAUGGGUGAUCGACACAUUUUCUACUAUAUACUUCCUUCUUCCUCUCUUUUUUGCGCUUUAUUAACAAUGUUUAUCCAUGAAUUUCUAGGUUAUCCAAAUAAGAUUAAUGAAGAAGGAAUAGCGUACUACCGAAAGCUCAUCAAAGAACUGAGAGCCAAUGAUAUAGAACCCUUAGUAACCAUCUCCAAUUGGGACCUACCUCUGACUCUUGAAAAGCUGGAAGGUUUUCAGAACUCAGAUAUACAACACUGGUUCUCUGAUUACGCCCGAGUACUCUUUCAGAACUUUGGAGAAAAAGUUAAAUACUGGAUCACUUUCAAUAAACCGAGGCAGACUUGUAUGGGUGGAUACGGUUACAGGUACUAUCCACCCGCUGUUCAUUCUGAGGGACUUCUUGAAUAUACCUGUGCCCAUAAUUUGCUCAAAGCUCACGCUAGAGCCUGGCAUGUAUAUGAUGAAGAAUUUAGACCUACUCAGAACGGAAAAAUAUCCAUUGUUCUUGAUACAAGCGCUUAUGUGCCAGCUUCGGAUAGCCAAGAAGAUAAAGUUGCAGCAGAUACAAAGUUUCAGUUCGAGGUAAAGUGAUUAAAGAAAAAAUUGUGAAUAUAGAUCAGCAAUUCUGUUCUGGUGAACAGAAUAUAUCUUAAUGUACGUAUCCAUUACGUUGGUGCUCAGUGCUCCGUGUGGAUACGGCAUGCGCUCCUCUACAUAUAUAGCAACAGCCACCGAUUGGUUCGCCGAGGGUCGAGAUUGCCCGGAGCGGUGUAGUUCAGAGAAAUAAGGAAAAAAAUAUCCUGUUGGUGACACAACCCCCUCCAGGCCGAAACCAAAUUUUUUGAGUAGUAUGGACAUCUAUAAUAAUAACCUAUCCGCUGGGAGCGUUAACUUUGACACAUGGUCACGUGGUACACUGUGGCUGUUUGUGGGACGAUCUUAUGUGUAUUCCUUAUGGGUGAAUUGCAAAAACAAGAGAUUAUUUAAAUUAUUACUACUACUUUUGUACAAUUGUAUCAAUAAAUCAUAAGAAAUUUGCUAUAAAUAAUAUAUAUGGUAGAAAAUGUCUGAUAUAAUACAUAAAUAUAAUUUCAAUAUACAAACUUAGGAAGAGAUUUUUAAGUUAACAGCCGAAAUGUGAGGUUACGACUGUCAAGAAGGAGAAAGGACUUCAUAAAUGUAAACAAAAGUUGCAAAGCCAGAAUUUGCCCAAUCUCAAAGCCUUUUUAAUUCCUAUAAAGUUGAAAUGUUGCUUCCUCUGCAGCUUUUUCUGCUUAAGUAUAGUGUUUUUAACAUAAUACCACCAUAAUUCGGUCUUAAAUUUCUAUGAAAUAUAGUUCUUUAGUGAUAUUCACCAAGCAAAGUUUACAAACUUUUGUGAACCAUUCUAUUUUGUAUAAUAAAAAUGGUAAUGUGCUUUGCCCCGGAUUGUACACAAUAUUGAGAAAGAGGGAUAUGUGAUAUGUAGAUUCUUUCUUGUUCCCCAAGAUCUGGUUAAAAAGAAGACAUUGAUUUCAUUACUAAGGUAAGAAAAUAUAGUGAAGAGAAAGAACUGAAUUUAUCGUUUUAUAAUUAUUGAUUCACAGACGGAAAGAUAGGGAACCAUCUGUCUAUUCUUUGUUGGUUUGCUCUUGCCAUUUUCUGAAUUCUGACCAACAAAAUGGCCCAAUAAUUUUUGAGCACAACAAAGCCAAAGGUUUUUUGACGGACAAUCAACCUUUACAUCCAAAUUAAAAGACUAAAGUAAAUAAUUUUUCCACCUACCUCUACCGAAAGUAUACUUUUCCGGACCUGAUUGUAGGGAGCAAAGUUGUACUUUUCCUCCCUAGGGAGGAAAAUAUUUUUCCUCCCUAGGGAGGAAAAGUGAAAGUGACGUCAUGGUAUUUCAUUCAUGAAAUAUAACUUAUUGACGCCCUGUACAAUAUCUAUUUUCUAUUACGUAAGUAUCUAUAGAUUUUAACGUUUAUUUAAAAACACUCUGUAUUUUGCAGAAUGGUAAAAAACAGUAGAUUGUUAUUCUGAUUUAACAAUGUUUACAUUAAUAAUUUGACUUAUAUUUGACAGUUGACAG